Messenger RNA from Triticum dicoccoides, 1452 nucleotides. RefSeq lists its product as uncharacterized. NCBI's taxonomy places the organism in Eukaryota, Viridiplantae, Streptophyta, Magnoliopsida, Poales, Poaceae. Gene Ontology annotation, molecular function: protein binding. The transcript has 2 exons. The record is from RefSeq and is a predicted model, not a curated record. The coding region runs from base 1 to 1074 and encodes 357 amino acids.
AUGACCACCGGCCGCGGCCACCGUGUUUCUCCGGCGGUUGCGGCGGCGCCGCUGGAGGACGACAACGUCCUCAGCGAGGUCCUCGUCCGCCUCUCCCCGGAGUUACCCUCCCUCCCGCUCGCAUCGCUUGUCUGCAAGCCGUGGGGUCGCCUCGCCGCCUCCGCCGCCUUCCGGCGCCGCUGGCGCGACCACCACGGGAGACCCCCGGUCCUAGGCGUCUUCGAUAAGCACCUGACCUCUCUCAAGUUCAUCCCUGCAGUCCGCAGCAUCCCCGCGGAGCGCUUCUCCAUCCAGGUCUGCACCGCGUGGGACACCUGGCGCGUGCUCGGGUGCCGCCAGGGCCGCGUCCUCAUCAUGAACUGGACGCUGCGUGAGUUCCUCAUCUGCGACCCUUUAUCCGGUGACCGCCACCGCAUGUCAUUCCCACCGGAUCUAGUCGACGGCGGGCAAAGCGCCAACGGAGCUCUGCUCUCUGACGAAGAGCAGAGCCCACUGAAGCUGGUCCUGGUAGAUGAGGCCCGCGCCAGAGUUGAGGCCCGCGUCUACUCCACUGCUGAGCCAUGUCAUCUUACCAGUGUCCCCGUCACCGUGCUUGGCAGCCGCCUCUACUGUUGGCUGACAAAGCCUCCGUAUAGCUUUCUAGAGUUAAAUCUGGAAAGCCAGAGCCUAGCUCUGAUUACAAGCCCUCCCCGUGCGAAUAUCAGCACCCGCAACAGCCAGAUCAUCCCAGGGGAGGAUGGCGCUGUUGGCCUCUCCAUAUUGUUGUACCCUACCAUCGAAAUGUGGAACCACAACAUCGAUUCUCACGCUGUUGCGACAUGGGUGCUGCGCAAGACCGUUGUCAUGGACAACUUCGUUGAUCUGACGUCUUCGUGGGCGGCUUGGGACUCACUACUUAUCGGGUAUGCCGAGGAUGCUAAUGCGAUUCUUAUAUCAGUGUUCAAAGGGACGUGCAUCCAUGUCUUUACAGUCCAACUUGAGACAAUGCAAUGCAACAGGCUUCAUGGACACCUUCUCCAAAAUUUCUAUUAUCCAUUCGCCAGUUUCUAUAACGCAGGCCCAUCGGAGCGAUGAAUUCUUGCUCAUGUGAACAAUGAUGGGGGUGCUGGUGGAGCAGAAGCAUAAUGGCUAGUGCGUCAUGGUAAUCCUCAAGCCACCUGGGCCGGGUUUCCCCAACUACUUCAAAUGCAAAUCUUAUUACGGUUCUGGUCUCGUGUUUGUUUAUUAUUGUUGGCUUUUGGACCCUGCUUGGGUGGACUUCUGUAAAACUGUUUGUAUGUGCACUUUGUGUUGUGGGUAUAUGUUUGAACUCAGGCUGGGAGCAGCCUGUUUGGAACAUUUGUGGUGUAUAAUUUAACCUGAGUGAAUGUUGUAUGGGUAAAGUAAUGAUUUUACUGUAUCAUAUCACCUUGCCAUAAGGGUUCACAUGCAUCCUAUAUAGAGAACCGUUGC